Molecule: messenger RNA, 1711 nt
Organism: Notolabrus celidotus (New Zealand spotty)
Lineage: Eukaryota; Metazoa; Chordata; Actinopteri; Labriformes; Labridae
Product: globoside alpha-1,3-N-acetylgalactosaminyltransferase 1-like
Biological process (GO): carbohydrate metabolic process
Cellular component (GO): Golgi apparatus; membrane; vesicle
Molecular function (GO): hexosyltransferase activity
Source: RefSeq, a predicted model, not a curated record
CAGCCUCUUGCUCCCAUAGCUGUAGACUUACCUGAAGUAUUGAUGGCAGGCUGUCAACGGCUCCUCCCAUUUGCCCGAAUUCCCCACACAUCUGGUUGCUUUGGUUUUUUCUCCAAAAAUGAAUUCUGCAGAAGCCAGAGGCUGGAAAUAAGGAGAGUGGGGACAGAGAAGACAGACCAAGAAAGGGGAGUGGAAAACACUGUAAAAGUAGGAAGAGGGGCCAAUUUAGCAAAAUAAUCCUUGUUGGAAAACGGUCCGUUAUAAACAGCGUUUUUCCAGGAAGAGACAGAGUGAGCAGAGGGAGACAGAAAGAGGGAUAGAGAUUUUUGAGUCUCUUCAGACAAAGGUUUGUGUGUUUAUCCACCAGCAGGUCACAGUAUGGCGCUGUUCCCGUUCUGCAAGACACCCUCAGGACCAGUCAGAGCAACCAGACUACAUCUUGUCCUGUACUGUUUUCUCCUGUCUCUUAUCAUAUAUUUUCUCCAAGGACGCAAAGCUACUGUCAGCAUGGAGUCACCUCAUCCUUUAUUUCAGGCUUUGGUACCAGACAAGGCUCAAGAAAGGGCAGAUAUGACAGUGGUCAAGGCAGCAGCUCCACAAACUCCUCAGGAGACACCAUGGGUUCCACUAGUCUGGGGUGACAGCCGUAACUCUGCGAGGCGCAGGGCUAAAUUUGCCCAAAGGGGAAUCCGUACCGGUCUGCUGACCCUUGUUGUGGGUACUUAUGCCCAGUACAUUCGGCGUUUUCUUUCCUCUUCUGAAACCUACUUCCUCCCAGGUGGCAUGGUCACCUACUACAUUCUUACUGACAACCCCCGCUCUCUGAACCCCUCCAUUGAGCUGGGGCCUGAACGAGAGCUGAAAGUGGUUUCAGUAGCAGAGCUGCCAGGUUGGGACAGGUUGGCCUAUCGCCGGAUGUCCCUGCUUGUUGACGCUAUUAGACACACAAUUGGAGACGAGGUUGAAUACCUCUUCUGCGCUGACAUCGAUCAGGAGUUUGUGGCACCAGUGGGAGAAGAAAUUUUUGGAGACCUGGUUGCAACGUUGCACCCAGAGCUCUUUGGGAUGCCACGAGAUGCAUUCCCUUAUGAAGUGGAAGAAGUCUCAUCAGCUUGCGUUGAAGAAGAUGAAGGAGAUUACUACUAUACCUCUGAGUUGUAUGGAGGCUUGGUUUCAGAGAUGCAUAGACUGGCUCGAGCCUGUUCUUUGCUCAUUCUGCAAGACCAAGCUAAAGGGGUAAUGGCCAGGGGCCUAGAGGAGAGCUACUUGAACCGCUACCUGAUCGAACACAGGCCCACCUGUGUGCUUUCACCAGAAUACAGCAGCUGGGACUCAGCUCUGACUGCUGAUGUACCUGUACAGAGGCUCAUCUCUUUGGGAAGGCAAUGUGAGGCAACAGAUUUUAAGAUGAAAGAGCAGUUUGGAUGUUGAGGGUAUUGCUGGCCAAACCUAUUAAAUAUAGAUGUAAAUAUUGAUCUUAAAUGAAGAACUGACGUUUUAAGUGUUAGAUUUCCUUACAGAGAUUGUAUCUGCUUAUGUUGUGAAGGGACAAGAAAUGAAGGAAAAUCACAAAGACAAAGCUUGAUUCCAUCUUUAACAAUGAAUGAAUUCAGAAUGUCCAUUUAAUCUAACAACCAAUAAAUGUAGAGAGAAAAUUAAAGAAGCACACUGCACAAUCUGUUUUCAAUUAAAGGCCCAUUUCUGCACAGUC